UCACACACACACACACACACACACACUCUCCGUGGUGCAGACUGGAUCAUCUCAAACUCUUCGGAGUCAGAAGAAGAUUCAUUUUUUCUUCCAACGCGGCGACUUCAGAGGUCUCACUCUGUCUGAGAUUUCAUUGCUGGAAAACAAAUACCAAAGAAAAGUGAGCAAGAAGAACCGGAGUUCAACGCCUGCGUCAGGAUGGAGGCGGAGGAGGACGGGAGGGGGCGUGUCCGGGAGCUGCAGGAGCAGCGGAUGACGGUCCAGAAGAAAACGUUCACCAAGUGGAUGAACAGUGUUUUCUCCAAGAACAAGGAGAACGUGGAGCUGACGGACGUCUACACGGAGCUAAAGACCGGAGUCGCUCUCAUCCGCCUCCUGGAGCUGAUCUCCAGGGAGACGCUGCCGCCGCCCAGUCGACGGACUCUCAGGGUCCACUGUCUGGAGAACAACAGCAUCGCCAUCGGCUUCCUGAAGACCAAGAUCCGUGUGGACCUGAUUGGUCCAGAGAACGUGGUGGACGGGGACCGGACACUGAUCCUGGGUCUGCUGUGGAUCAUCAUCCUGCGGUUCCAGAUCGGACCCAUUAACCUGGACAAGGCGGACGGAGGCAGUGUCGCUCACCGCUCGGCGAAGGAGGCUCUGCUGAUCUGGUGUCAGAGGAAGACGUCGGGCUACGGCGGCGUCGACGUGCACGACUUCUCCUCCAGCUGGAGGGACGGCCUCGCCUUCAACGCCCUAAUCCACGCCCACCGGCCCGACCUUUUCGACUACCGCCGCCUCCAUGGCGACAACCCUCGCCGUAACCUGGAGCACGCCUUCUCCGUGGCGGAGCGAGAGUUCAGCAUCAUGCAGCUGCUGGAGGUGGACGACAUGGUCGUCCCUCAUCCGGACGAGAAGUCCAUCAUGACCUACGUGUCCCUGUACUACCACUACUUCUCCAAGAUGAAGCAGGGACAGACGGUCCAGAAGAGACUCGCCAAGAUCGUCGGGAUGCUGAUGGAGCUGGACGACAUGAAGGUCCGGUACGAGAGGAUGGUCUCAGAUCUGCUGCACUGGAUCAAAGCCAAGGUGGUUGAGCUGAACGACAGACGCUUCCCGAACUCUCUGAGGGAGAUGCAGACGCUGGUGUCGUCAUUCAAGACCUACAGAACCGUGGAGAAACCUCCUAAGUACCAGGAGCGCGGGACGAUUGAGGCACAUCUGUUCAGUCUGAAGACACAACUGGCCGCCAACAACCAGCGGGCCUUCAACCCUCCAGAGGGUAAAACCCUGAGUGACAUAGAGAAGAGUUGGGCUUUGCUGGAGAGAGCUGAACAUGAGCGAGAACGAGCCCUGCAGGGGGCGCUGCUGCGUCUGCAGAGCCUGGAGCAGCUUGCCCAGAAGUUUGGGAGGAAGGCGGCUCUGAGGGAGGGCUACCUGGAGGACACGCUGCGUCUCAUCCGGAGGCAGGACGUCCGAGGCCCGUCCACCCUGGAGGAGGCACAGGCGGCCGGCCGGCGCCUGGAGGCGCUCGCCACUGACGCUCUGGCCAGAGAGCCGCGCUUCGGCGCCCUGAGAGACAUGGCCGAGAGCAUCGAGAGAGGAAACUACCACAGCAAGGAGCAGAUCAUCGGGAGGGAGGACAGCAUCCGUUGCAGGUGGACGGACCUGCUGCAGCAGCUGCAGGAGCACAGGGGGCUGCUGGGAAAUGUAAUCAAAGCUCUCGGUGUCCUUCGAGACAUCGAGCUCGUCUCCCAGGAGCUGAAAGAACUCCAGUCCCAGGCCGGCUCCUCUGACCUGGGGAAGCAGCUGGCGGAGGUGGAGUCUCUCCUCCAAAAGCAGGAUCUCCUGGAGGCACAGAUCUCCGCUCACGGUGAAACCAUCGCCUCCAUCAGCGGCGCGGCUCUGAAGGGAAAAGUGAGCGACGGUCAGCAGAUUCAGAGCAGAGUGAGAGCUCUCGACACGCAGUACAAAUCUCUGUUGUCGCUCAGCAGCAGCAGGCGGAGACAGCUGGAGGCUCAGUUCAGGUUGUUUGAGUUCUUCCAUGACAGCGAGGAGCUGGAGGCGUGGCUGUACGAACGCUGGUUAAGGCUGCAGACGUCCGGACUCGGUCGAGACCUCAACCACAUCGAGUUGGCUCAACACAAACACAAGGCGCUAGAGGCAGAGAUCCAGGCUCAGGAGUCCGUGUACCGGGGAGUUCUGGGUCGAGGUCAGGAUCAGCUGUCCAAACAGAGCCAGGUCGAGCUGCGAGCCGUCCAGAAGUGGAUCAGGACAUUGAAGAGGCAGUGGAGCCGCCUGACCGACGAGGUGACGGGCCGCCGCGACAGACUGCGGGCGGCCGCCGCCAUCAAACAGUACUUUGCAGACGUGGCAGAGGCCAACUCGUGGUUGGGCGACAGGAAACCGCUACUGACCAGCGAGGACCGAGGGAAGGACGAGUCGAGCACGGCUGUGCUGCUGCAGCGCCACCUGCGGCUGGAGAAGGAGAUGGCGGCCUACGCCUCCGAGAUGAAGAGGAUGUCGGAGCAGGCGAGGAGCGCGGCUCAGCUGACGGAUCUGACGGCGGAGCCUCAGCAGAGUAAAAUGAUCCAAUACAGCGACUCAUCUGGAGAGGAGGAGGAGCCAGGAGCCGCCACAACAUCACCAAGCCCAAAGGGUGGGAGGGGCUCAGUGGGCCACGCCCCUCCGCAUGAGGAGAACAAGGCCAAGGUCUGCUUCAGAUACAGCAGAGGUCAGUUUCCGUGGGAUCGUAACGAGAUCGUAACUGUCGUCAGCGACGAGCCGGACGGAGACCAAGUUCUGGACGGAGACCGAGUUCUGGCCAGAGACGGUCGAGGAAACCAGCAGCUCAUCCCCAAAACCUUCCUGACCCUGCUCCCGCCCACUGCUCUGACCAACCCGCCGGCCGACUCCACCAACGGCGCGCCAGAGAGCCAGAGCAGGAAGCUGAGUCGUCGCAGGCGAAGCCGCUCGAUGCGUCGCAGCACGAGCGAGAUCCAAACAACGUGGCUGCCGGACCCACAGUACGAGAGAGACACUGUGGAGAGCACGCAGACCGGACUGGACCAGGACUACAACUCCCUGUACAACCUGGUCACGUCGAAGACGAAGAUUCUACAGGAGACGCUGCGUCUGCAUCGAUUCUACAACAGCUGCCAGGAGUUUGAGUCGUGGAUGGAGGACAAGGAAAACGUACUGAGCACCUUCAGCACCGAUGCCGACAACCUGGGAGUCGUGCAGGCCAAGUAUGAGAACUUCCUGACCGAGUUGGUGAGUGGGCGAGGCCAGCUGGAUGACAUCAUCAGAAUGGCGGAGGAGCUGGUGAAGAGUGGACACAGUAAACAGAGAGAGAUCCAGGCCCGACAGAGGACGGUUUCCAACAGGUGGGAUCGGGUUCAGCGGCUGAAGGACGAGAAGGGCCACGAGCUGCUGAGCACGGCCGACGUGCAGUCGUUCCUGCAGAGCUGCGACGAGGCCAAGGCUCAGCUGCAGGCUCAGCUGUCCCAGCUGGAGGCCGCGGACGUGGGCUGCAGCUCCUCCUUCACGCUGCUCUCCGAGGAGAAGAACCAGGCCCAGGCCCUGAGGGAGGUCCAGACCCUGGAGGCCAAGAUCUCCUACCUGAAGAGCGUCGCCAAGAUGAAGCAGGACUGCAAUCCAGCAGAGAGUGCAGCCAUCAUGGAGGAGGUCCGAGGUCUGGAGGCUCUGCUGAAACAGGUGAAGCUUCGAGCAGCGGAGCGACAGCGCCUCCUGGAGGAGGCGCGCCGGCUGCAGAGCUUCCAGCAGCAGGCCAGAGAGCUGCAGCGCUGGGCGGCCUCAGCACGGGAGCGUCUUCUGCAGGAGGAGGCAGCCGCCGACGUGGCCUCGGCCGUCGCUCUGCUGGAGCAGCACCAGGAGCUGCGGACGGAGAUGGAGGAGCAGAGGAGCAGGUUGACGGAGACGAAGAAGUUGGGUGAAUCUCUCCAGCAGAGCUCCUCGAAUAGGACGACGGGUAGCGCCGACAUCCAACAAACCCUGGACAGUCUCACUGCUGAUUGGUCCAAACUGGACAGGUUGUGGACCAGUGGGAAGCAGCGCUUGGAGCAGGGGGUGGAGCUCCAGAGGCUGAACCAGGAGGCAGACCGGAUUGAGGCGACGCUGUCCGGACAUGAAGCCCGACUGAGGGUCAAAGACGUCGGGGACUCGGUGGAGAGUGUCCACGGUCUGCUGGGGAGACAGGAGGAGCUGGAAGGUCUCCUGAAGGCUCUGGACCAACGGGUCGAUCAUUUCAGCGAGCGCAGCCUGGAGCUUGUCAACCAACAACACUAUGCUGCAAAACACAUCAAGGAGCGGAGCAGGAGCCUCCAGCGAGCCAACAGGAGGCUGAGGGACGGCAGCAGCCACAGGAGGAGUCUGCUGCUCGACUCCAAGAAAUACCAGGAGUUCCAGAGGGAUGCCGACGAGCUGCUGCUGUGGAUGGAGGAGAAGUUCAAGGUAGCCGAGGACGAGUCGUACCGAGACCCCACCAACGUCCUGCGGAAGCUGAAGAGACACGAGGCGGCUGAGAGGGAGAUGCAGGCCAACCAGGUCUGGCUGGACAAACUGGUUCAGCUGGGACAGGAGAUGCUCGCUGACGAGCACCACAACAGUCAGAGCAUCAGCAGGAAGACAACGCAGCUCAGCAGCCGGUGGAGGAGACUACAGGACAAGAUGGCCGACAGAGGAGACAAACUGAGACAGGCCGGACAGCAGGAGCAGCUGAUGGAGCUGCUGCAGGAUGCCAAACUGAAGAUCGAAGCCAUUCAGUGGAUGCUGAGUAACGCUGCCACAAGUCAUGACCUGCGCACCAGUCGACAGCUGCUGAAGGAGCAUCAGCAGCUGGAGCAGGAGGCCAAGGAGCUGGCGGAGAAGAUCAACUCCAUCGUCAGCAGGGCCAAACACCUCGCCACCAAACACUUUGACUCUCACAGGAUCCUCCAGGAGACAGACACUUACCUCACUCUUUUCAAAUCCCUCCAGAAGCCUCUGGACCGGCGUCGGGCUCAUUUGGAGGCGUCGGUGCUGCUGUUUGGCUUCUAUCAUGAUGUGGACCUGGAGCUCAGCUGGAUCUCUGAACACCUCCCCGCCCCCGGGUCCAUGGGGCACGACAAGUCUCUGUCUGGAGCCAUCAGCCUCAUGCAGAAACACAGGGAGUUGCAGGCUGAAGUGAACGCCCACUGGAAGCACCUGAGCCACGUCCUGGAGAAGGGGCGGGGUUUGGCUAAAACCAGCAAAUCAGACGAAGAGGAGGUGCUCCAGAGGUGCAGCCACCUGAGUGCGGAGUGGGAGGAGCUUGAGGAGGCGUGCAACAGGCGAGCAGCCCACCUGAGCAAGGCCGUCACCAGAGAACAGCUGCUGUUGGACUGCUCGGAGCUGGAGUCCAGACUCAGUGAGACGAUCAGUCUGGUGAACACUGAUGACUGUGGCAAAGACCAACUGGCUACACAGAGUCUCCUCACUAAACACCAGGUGCUGGAGGGUCAGCUGAAGGUGCUGGAGGUGGAGGUGGAGGCGCUGGGGGACCAGGUGGAGCAGGCGGUUCAGAACUGGAGUGUGGAGGAGCUCAGCAGACCCUUCAGCCACCUGAGCAGCCUGAACCAGCAGCUGCAGCACCAGGCGGCUCUCAGGGGUCAGAGGUUAAAGGAGGUCCUCCUCGUCCACGAGUUCAGGCGAGAGUCGUCAGAGCUGGAGGACUGGAUGAACCAGCAGAGGCAGACGGCCGAGUCUCAGGACCUGGGCAAUGACUACCAACACGUUCAGCUUCUCCGUGGGAAGUUCGAAGGUUUCCUUAAGCAGCUUGAGGUCGGAGAGGAGCGACUGCAGAGCUGUGGCGACGCGGCCACCCGCCUUCUCCGCAGCAAACAUCCGCAGAGCGCUGCGGUCAGAGCGGCGCUGCAGGAACUCAGUGCAUGCUGGGAGGAUUUGAAGGGCAUGGCCAGUGAGCGUCAGGAUCAGCUGCUGACAGCUGAGGAAUGUCAUCGAUGUCACCAGGAGCUGACGGAUGCACUGAUGCUCAUCCAGGAGCGACAGAAGAGCAUCCCCGAUGACGUGGCGAAGGAUUUGCGAGGAGUGAUGUCACAGCUGAGGAAACACGAGGCUCUGCUCCACGAGCUCGCCGCCACCGAGCAACAGUUGCAGGAGCAGCUUGACGCCGUCGACCACAUCCUGGACCUGUGCACACCUCAGUUGAAGCUCCGCCUACAGGAUGUGCAGCAUAACGUGGUGGAGCGAUGGGAGGGGCUACGACUUCACACUGAGCAGAGGGAGGAGGAACUUAAAUGGGCGUGUCAGCGACAUCUGUUCUUCAACACGGCGCAGGACUACCUGCUGUGGUGCGGCCAGCUGAUCGGCGCCAUGGCCGCCGAGGAGAGCAUCAGCGACCUGGCCACCGCCGACCUCCAGCUCGCGCAGCACCAGCAGCUGUGGGCGGAGAUGGAGGCCCGACAGGAGACGUACCAGCAGGCUGUGGACAUGGGCAAGGAGCUGCAGACAAGAGACCAGAGCGACAGGACGGAGGUGCUAGAGAAGCUCGGUGCUCUGCAGGCGGAGCGACACAAGCUGGAGGAUCAGUGGAACCAGAAGCAGAGCUGGUUAGAAACCGUCCACCUAGAGCAGCUGUUCUACAGAGACGUCAGCGGCGUGGAUAAGACGUCCAGCGCACAGGAGGUCCUGUUGAAGAAUGGCACUCUAGGAAAUUCUGUGGACGAAACGGAGGGUUUGAUCAAACGUCACGAAGCCUUUGAGAAGCUGCUCGGCUCUCAGGACGACAAGCUGCUCUCGCUGAAGGAGUCGUGCGACCGUCUGCAGGAGCAGCUGAGCAGAAAGAAGAGUGGGCGGGUCCAGAACAGACUCAGAGCCCUCCUCCAGAGACGGGACAGGAUCAAGGAGCUGUCCGUCAAACGCAGGCAGGAGCUGGAGCUCUCCUGGACGAUGUGUGUCUUCAGCCGAGACGUAGCUGAGGCCGAGGAGUGGGUGUCGGAGCGGCUGCACAAGAUGGCGGAGGACGGGAAAGCCGACCUGAGCGACCUGCGCACCAAGAUGAAGCUCCUCCAGAAGCAUCAGGUGUUUGAGGCCGAGAUCCUGGCUCACGGCGAAAUCAUCAGCUCGGUGCUGCAGGCUGGAGAGGAGCUCGUCUCCCUUCGUCGCCCGAGGGCCGAGCAGGUGAAGAGGAGCGCCGGCGCCCUGCGGCUCCACUGGGAGGAGCUGAAGAAGGCCGUGGCCGCCCGAGGGAAAGCUCUGGAAGACAAGAGGGACUUCCUGGAGUUCCUGCAGAAGGUGGAAGAGGUGGAGGCCUGGAUCAGACAGAAGGAGGUAAUGGUUAACGUUGGAGACGUGGGGAAGGACUACGAGCACGGAGUGCAGCUGCUCAAGAGACUCGGCGAGUUCAGGGGAGGCGGAGACGGGGAAGCGACGGUGGACGAUGCCCACGUCACCGCCAUCGACAGACUGGCAGCCAGACUGGUGCGGAGGCAGAGCGCCGACGAGCUGGCGACCGUCCGACAGCGGAGACAGCGACUCAACGACAGGUGGAGCAAGUUUCACGGGGAUCUCGCCGCCUACAAGAGGAAGCUGGAGGCGGCGCUGGUUAUCCACGCCCUCGUUAGGGAGCUGGAGGAGGUCCGAGACCGGGCCAACGAGAAGAUGCUGCUGCUGCAGGGUCAGGGCUGUGGGUCGGACGUGGAGAGCGUAGAGAACCUGAUCAGACGCCACGAGGAGACAGAGCGAGAGGCCGGGGUCAUCCAGGAGAGGUCAAAGGCUCUGGAGGAGGAGGCGGCGUCACGUGACCUGAAGGCUCCUUCAGCGAUGAGCGACAAGCUGAGGAACAAACAGACGGAGGCCCAGGAAGCUCUGAGGUCUCUGGACAAGGAGGUGAAACACCGGAAGGAGCAGCUGCAGGAGGCUCACCAGCUGCAGUUGUUCAAAGCGAACCAGCGCCUCCUGCUGGACUGGAGCGUCAAGCAGAGCAAGGAGAUGUCGGAGAAAGUUCUCCCCAAGACCCGGGCCGAGGCCGAGCGGCUCAUCCUGGAGCACCAGGACUGGAAGACGGAGAUCACAGCCCGGGCCGAGCGCAUCGACUCAGUGCGAGACUUCGGUCUGGGUCUGAUCAGGUCCGGUCACAGGUCGAAGGCGGAGAUCCAGACGGCUCUGAAGCAGCUAGAGGUGGCCAAGGCCGGACUGGACAGAGCCUGGGUGGAGCGCAGCAGGACGCUGGAGCAGGCCCGGACCCUGCAGGUGUUCUUCACCUCCGUGGAGCAGUGUGAGAGUUGGCUCAGCAACAAGGAGGCCUUCCUGUCCAAUCAGGACCAGGGGAGCUCUGUGACGGAGGUGGAGACUCUGCAGAGGAAACACUCUCAGUUUGAAGAGUCAGUGCAGGCUCAGCUGGACCAACUGGACCAGGUGGAGCAACUGGGCCAGAACAUGAUCCAACAGAACCACUACGAGUCGGACAGCAUCCGGGCCAAGAGCAGAGCUCUCGCUGUCAGGCGGACUCAGUUGCAGCAGCAGAGCAGAUCUCGUCACAAAGCUCUGGACCAAUCGCUGCAGCUGCAGAUGUUUUUAUCCAGCAGCUACCAGGCGUGUGUGUGGCUGAACGAGCGUAACGCCGUUGCUUUGGAUGAGAGCUGGAGGGAACUAACCAACCUUCAGGCCAAACUCCUGAAGCAUCAGAGCUUCGAGGCCGAGAUCCUCGGGAACCGCUACAGAGUUGACACACUCGCCAAGGACGGAGAGAAGCUGCUGUCGGAGUCCGUCUCCUCCGAGGCGAAGGUCGGACCUCGACUCAAAGAGCUGACGGACGCCUGGGACGCUCUGAUCCACAACUGUGGGGAGAAGAAGACCAGACUGCAGGAGGCCUACCAGGCGCUGCAGUUCCAGCGUUCCCUGGACGACGUGGAUCAGUGUGUGUCCUCUGUGGAGAGGGAACUGACCAAUGAGGACUGUGGCAGCGACCUGCCGUCCGUCAGUCGGCUGCUGAAGCUGCUGCAGGCGCUGGAGGACGAGGUGGACGCACUGAGAGACAGAAUCCAGAGCCUGGUGGAGACGGCGAAGACGUUGCAGUCUCAGGGAAACUUCCUGGCCGAGGAGAUCCAGACCCGAGUGUCUCACACCAUCAACAGGUAUCACGGUCUGUCGGAGCCCCUGCAGAGUCGCGGGGAAACCCUGGAGGCCUGGCAGGUUCUGUUCCAGUUCUACAGAGACGUGGAGGAGGAGGUGGCCUGGCUCAGUGACAGACUGCCCAGCGUCACGGCCCCGGACCUGGGCAGCUCCCAGAACGGCAGCCGGCAGCUGCUCCACCGACACCAGGCUGUGAUGCAGGAGAUCUCUAGCCGCGGCCCAUUGGUACAGGCAGUUCAGGAGGCGGGACAUAGUUUGGUCAGAGGUCGUCACUUUGCGUCUCACGACAUCCGCGAGCGUCUGGAGGAGCUGAGGCGUCUCCACGACGAGCUGACGACGGAGGUGGAGAGGAAGAGGAAACUCCUGCAAGAGGCGCUGAGCAUCUACACCUUCCUCUCCGAGGUGUCGGAGCUGGAGCUGUGGUUGGACGAGCAGUUGGCUGGUCUGGAGUCUAUGGACUGUGGGCGGAGCCAGGAGGCGACGGAGGCUCAGCUGAGGAGGCUGGACUCUGUGGACGUGGAGCUGGAGAACCAGCGGAGGACGGUGGAGAGGCUGCGGGAGAGCGGAGGGUCGCUGCAGCACCUGGGACAUCCCAACAGCCGCCUGGUGGCUGAUGCCCUCCCACCGAUGCUUGAGUGUUUUGAGAGUGUCAUCAGACUCUCCGCCUCUCGCCGCGCCGCGCUGGAAGAUCGGCUCCGUCUCUACGUGUUUGAGCGAGAGGCCACAGAACUACAAACAUGGCUGACCUCCAAGAAGACCUCGGCAGAGUCCGAGGACUGUGGGCAAGAUCUGGAAGACGUGGAGGUUCUUCAGAAGAAGCUGGAGGUUCUGGUGUCGGAGGUGUCCGGUCUGUGUCGGAGCAGGCUGAUGUCAGUGCAGCAGCUCGGCCGGGGGCUGCAGCGGGACGGUCCGGCCCGGCGGAUGGACGACUCUCUCAGCAGACUGUGGGACGAGCUCAGCAGCAGCAUCAGGAACAGAGAACAGAGUCUUCAGUCGGCGAGGGAGGUUCAUCAGUUCAAUCACGACGUGGACGAGCUGAAGGGCUGGAUGGCCGAGAAGGAGGCCGUGCUGGACUCGGACGAGCAGGACCACGACCUGCAGUCCGUCCAAACUCUUCUCCGACAACACAAGGCUCUCGAGAGGGACCUGGUGCUGAUCUCUGAGGAAGUGACCAGGAGCCAAGAGGAGGGCGGAGCUCUGAGCAGACGACAGCCUCAGUCCAGACUCUCUGUGGCCCAGCGGCUGCAGGACCUGGACGCCUGCUGGACACGCCUCCAGGACAAAGCGUCCCAGCGCCGCCGCCGACUGGGCCAGGCUCAAGACGUUCAGAGAUACUUGUCUCACUGGACCGAACUCAUAACAUGGCUGAAGGAGAUUCACUCUCUGAUGCGAGGCGAGGCGCAGAGCGUGGAGGGCGCCGACCUGGAGCAGCUCAUCAAGAAGCACAACGAGUACCGCGUCCAGAUGGGCCGGCAGCUCGGCAAAUCACAGGCUGCGAAGGACGAGGGGAGGCGACUGAUGGAGGAUGGAAACCUCAUGUCCCAAGAGGUGGAGCAGCGUGUCCUCGAGCUGGAGGAGCUGGAGUCGCAGGUGGAGCAGCUGUGGGAGGAGACCAGGCUGCUGUACGAGGAGCAGCUGGAGAUCUCGCUCCUGCAGAGGGAGCUGGAGCAGGCGGAGCACUGGCUGAGCUCCUACGAGAACACUCUGACGGCCGAGGACUACGGGGACUCUGUGUCUGAUGUGAUGGAGCUGCUGAAGAGGCAGGAGGACCUGGAGGCCAUGAUCCAGGCCCAGAGCGAGCGCUUCAUCGCACUGCAGGAGAAGAAGACACAGAGGGAGAAGAGACUUCAUGGAAAAGAGGACAAGGACGUUCAGGACAGGAAACCUCCAGCCAGAGUCUCCUCCCUGAGGAGCAAACCGUCAGAGACCCAGAGCGGCUUCUCCUCCAGAGACAUCGUCCACAGGGUGAGUGGCGGGAGGAAGACAGACAGAACCAGACCGUCCACACCAGACGACCCCUCUGCUUCUCCCCCUCCGAGCCUGCGUCCUGAACCAGAUCCCAGGAGACGAAUCAGUGCUCCAGAAGAAUCCGCCAACGGUCCUGCCGCUCGUCCCACAUCCGGCCCGACUGUCGAGACCUGGAGACGUCGAUCCAGACACACUAAUCCUGACUCCCCCUCCUCCCCCUCCCUUCAGACCUCCGUCUCACCUGAGGACGACCGUCCUCCCAGAUCCAAACCUCCUCUGACUCCAAAGACGAGCCUCUUCUCCACUGAGCGGAAGUUUGGACACCGCUCGGAGCCCGUGAACCAAUCGGAGAAGGCUACCACACCACCUGACUCCCCUCCACCAGUCAGACGGCUCGUCGCUCCUAGUAAACCUCGACCGGUCGCAGAGAGACCAACUCCUACUGAACGACCCGAGCCUCCUGACUCUCCAGCUCCACCUACUCGUACACAGGUGACAUCGCCUGACUCCACGACUGCUGGACCAAUCGCGACAGAGGGUGUGGCUCCACCUGACCUCGCUCCACCAACCAGGGACUCGCCUCCGUCUCCUCCACAGCGACGACAACUAUUAGAAGAUUUACCAGAUGAGCCGCACACAGCCGAGGGGAUGGCAGUGCAGCCAAUCAAAAUGCAAGGGGCACUGGAGAUCAAGCUGAAACAAACAGGAAACAAGGGUCUGGAUCACUGGGAGGAAGUGUUCGCUGUUCUGGAGGGAGAGACGCUCGGCCUGUUCAAAGAUCCAGCAGCUGCUGCACAGAGAACCUCUAGGUGGCCUCCUAUCGACGUGUCUGGAGCCGUUUGUAAGGAGAACCGGUUCUACAGGAGGAAGGAGAACACGUUCAGAGUGACACUGGACGACGGGUCUCAGUACCUGUUCGCUGCGUCCAGCCGAGAGCUGCAGCUGCUGUGGGUGACAAGGAUCCAGAACCGACCCGAGUCUGACGGAAGCGACUCUGACGACUCGGGGCGAGCGUCGUCCGUCAACCUGAGUCUGGAGAAGUUGACCGAGGCUGCGGACAGGAGAGCUGAGAGCCUGGAGAGACAGUUGUCCACGGAGGGGCCGCCUCCUCCCAAACCCCCCCACACCUACUACAACAAACACCGCUACCCUGCUGGAGGGGAGGUCCGGGCCCCGGGUUUCCAGAGCCGCAAAGACCAGCCCCCCUCAGGACCUCCUCCUGCCCCCCCUGACGCCCAGGACCCCCCCAAUGUGACGCCCCAGGUAACAGACGACCACAUGAACAAAGACAAGGCGAGAAGGAGCGUCUUCAGGAAGUUCUUCUCCAAGAAAUAAGAGUUGAUUGACGUCUGGCGUCAUCCAGGAGGAUCCAGACGCUGCAGGUGAAACAGCCUCCGGAGGCUUUUAGCUCAGAAUGAGGAGGUGACGUCAUAGUUUCACCUACAUUUUAAUUUAAAGUGCUUUUAUUCUCACAAAGUGCUUCAAACAGACAAACACAUCAGAACUGAAAUAAGAAAAGCAGGUUUAACUGAGUCUGUUAAUAAACGUUAAUAAACCAGCGACAGUCGGACGUGACGCUCUUCUCUGAUUUGAAACCGUCUGACGCGACUUCAUCUGAAGAGUUUCGUCGUCUCCACAGUGAAAAGUGACACUUACAUUAAAUCAUUAACAGAAAAAUCAAUUCAAACAAAUUUUCCACAUUUAUGAUCAGAAAAGUUUUUUUUAAAGAAGCGACGCAUGUCGUGUUAGUGAUGUUUUAAAGAAGAUGAACUUUGGUUAAUGAUUCAAUGUUUACUUUAUUUAAUGAACUCCUUUUAUUUAAACUCCUUUUAAAACAUCUCCAGACUCGUCUCAUUCAGUCGCAUCAAUAAGUGACUCAUUAACAUUAAGUCAGAAUCAGAGUUCAUACACUGAGACACUUUGACAAAUUAAAGUCGAUUGAAGAGUCGUUCAGACAAACUGUUUCCAUUUUAUGAAUCAUAAACAUCUUAAAUAUCUGAUCAUCAUUCAUCUGCUGCUGUUUAGUGUCAGUUAUAUAUUUAUAUUGAUCACUAAGAAGUUUUUGUUUUGCUUUUACCGUUUAGCAGAUUCAGGGCAAUUAUUGUCAAACCACAGAAAUUAAUAAACUCGUUCAUUCGACUGAAUUUCACUGAAUGUUUUAAUAAAAUAUUUCCAUCCUCAAA
Messenger RNA from Scophthalmus maximus (turbot), 13262 nucleotides. RefSeq names its product spectrin, beta, non-erythrocytic 5 (gene sptbn5). The transcript has 80 exons. Gene Ontology annotation, biological process: actin cytoskeleton organization. Bases 199 to 12414 code for a protein of 4071 amino acids. Lineage: Eukaryota; Metazoa; Chordata; Actinopteri; Pleuronectiformes; Scophthalmidae. The record is from RefSeq and is a predicted model, not a curated record. Gene Ontology annotation, molecular function: actin filament binding. Gene Ontology annotation, cellular component: plasma membrane; cell projection; cell junction.